CGCCGGUGCCUAGAAAACAAGGUUGGCCGGAAUGGCUCAUAGGCUUUUAACCUUGAAGAAUAACCUGCUGAUGCCUACAACUCAGUGCCAGCGCCACAAUCAGGUGCUGCAGCAAUGCAUGCGGCUGAGCAGCUCUGCGUGCGCCAGGCAGCCUGCAGGCCCAAGAAAUUCUUCUGACGCUCGUCAAAACUUUGAAGAACCAGUCUUUGAUUCUCAUUUAAUUCAUGGAUCUUAUAAUACAGCAUUUAAUACUCCCCUUAAUUAUAAUACACAAUCAUCACACAUAUUUAAUAAUGGAUUCAUGAAGAAGCUAUUAAGAAGUUUAUCUUUUUCCGAGGUCGUGCAAGCUUCACAUAAAGCUCGGAAUAUCCUUGCCAGCCGUGAAGUCCUCCCGAGCGUUGAAGGACUCUGGCAGGACUUAAAAUUUAGUGAAAAACCUCCUAAAGGAUUUGAAAAAUAUUUCAGAAGAGAUGCUGGUGCAAAUGAGCCUGCAGCUUCCAAAGAAGACGGCAGCGUUCCACCCAAGGCAGCAGCUGAGGCACAAAAAAAGAUUCCAUCUGAGAAACCUCUGGACUUCAACUUCUUCUACAAGUGA
Molecule: messenger RNA, 595 nt
Organism: Hyalella azteca
Lineage: Eukaryota; Metazoa; Arthropoda; Malacostraca; Amphipoda; Hyalellidae
Exons: 3
Coding region: 32-595 (187 amino acids)
Source: RefSeq, a predicted model, not a curated record